AUGGAAGAUGAUGAGGGGCUCCCGCCAAGCCUGCUCCGCCCGGAGUACCCUCUUUGCCAAGCCCUAAAAAUCGAUGCGGCCUUCCAGUACCUCGACGCCAUGAAUUGCCCUUCCAGAACGGACGAUACCCUACUGAAUGACGAGUGGAACCAAAACCCGCCACUUCUCGCCCCCGAUCUGACCACCUGCCAAGAUCUCAAUGGCAUUGUGAACACUCGCGAGAACAAGGAUGAUGAUCAGGGCCUUGCUGGGCCUCAGAGCCGUUCAAAUUGGAGAUCUUCCCCGCUCAUGAAGGAACCAGAUACAGGGGUAGGACAUCUCGCCUCCCCUAAGGCUAGCUUUCAGGCUGGCCCAAAAGACCUAAAUCUAAUCAAAACUGCCCCAUCGUACCAGAGUAUCAAAGAUUGGGCAUUAUGGCUCUUCUCCGUGCUCUGCGUAUCGACACUGAUCUCAUCUAGCAGUUUGUGCGGGCAUUCCACCUCCAAACAACUGUUGAUUGUUGAAAGGCCUAUUAAGAGACAACACACCGCACCGGUAAAGCGAUCGCAGUGUGCCAAUGGAGGUGUCCGCGGCGAUGUGUAUGAUCUUCCACUGCACGUCGCAGCGCUCUUUAUCAUAUGGGGAACCUCCACCAUUGCUUGCGCGUUCCCUAUUCUAGCGACACGAUUCCCUCGUCUGCACAUACCAGCCUCGUUGCUAUUUUUCGUCAGUCAUUUCGGAACCGGCGUUCUGAUUGCUACUGCGUUUGUGCAUCUUCUUCCUACGGCAUUUACCUCGCUUGGAGACCCGUGCUUGACCAAUUUCUGGACGACGGACUACCCGGCAAUGCCAGGAGCCAUUGCUCUGGGCGCCAUAUUUUUCGUGACCGUUGUAGAAAUGAUAUUCAGUCCAGCUCAACACGUUUGUCGUGGAGGCAGCCAAAAUGCAACCCAGCCGGCAUCUUCGUCCCUUCGCGACGGGAGAGAAACCCCGACAGCUCCAACUCCAAGAAUCACCAGGAUCGGCGAUCCUAGUCUGUCCCAGGAGCGAAGCCGUUACUGGUCGACUCUAGAUGGACGACCUCAUCUGCGUGAUAUGGGGCCGCUGAAUGGAAGAUCUUCGAGUUUUAGUAGAGCCAUCCAUCGCGUGGGUGAAGCCCCAGAAGAUAUCAUCCGUGUUGCAUCUGCGCCCGAGAUUGAGAGUCACCACGAGAAGGAGAACAGGGCCAUUCAGUCAGAUGCUGAUCGUCACGAUCACCAUUACGAACUGACCACGGACCAGAAGCGGAAGAAAGAAACGAUGCAGGUAUAUCUUCUCGAGAUGGGCAUACUUUUCCAUAGUGUUUUCAUCGGCAUGUCACUUAGUGUUUCAAUCGGCAAUGAGUUUAUCAUUCUCUUGAUUGCCAUUGUUUUUCAUCAAACCUUCGAAGGCCUUGCUUUGGGAUCGCGCAUUGCUUCACUUCCCUGGUCUGAAAGACAGCUUCAACCGUGGAUCAUGUCACUCGCAUAUGGCUGCACAACACCUAUCGGACAAGCGAUCGGCCUUGCAACCCAUACACUCUACAGUCCUGAUUCGGAAGUUGGCCUACUCCUGGUUGGCGUUAUGAAUGCAAUUUCGGCUGGGCUGUUAAUCUUUGCUUCUCUCGUGGAACUGAUGUCAGAGGAUUUCCUCAGCGAUGAGAGCUGGCGUAUUCUGUAUGGAAGACGAAGAGUUUACGCGUGCAUUCUGGUGUUCCUCGGAGCAUUCUGCAUGAGUAUCGUUGGCGCCUGGGCCUAA
This is a messenger RNA of Penicillium canariense, 1755 nucleotides long. RefSeq names its product putative plasma membrane zinc ion transporter (gene zrfD). Bases 1 to 1755 code for a protein of 584 amino acids. Gene Ontology annotation, cellular component: plasma membrane. Lineage: Eukaryota; Fungi; Ascomycota; Eurotiomycetes; Eurotiales; Aspergillaceae. The record is from RefSeq and is a predicted model, not a curated record. Gene Ontology annotation, molecular function: zinc ion transmembrane transporter activity. Gene Ontology annotation, biological process: zinc ion transmembrane transport. The transcript is spliced from 5 exons.